This is a messenger RNA of Cottoperca gobio, 6725 nucleotides long. Its product is annotated as calmodulin-regulated spectrin-associated protein 1-B-like. Gene Ontology annotation, biological process: neuron projection development; cytoplasmic microtubule organization; negative regulation of microtubule depolymerization. The record is from RefSeq and is a predicted model, not a curated record. Lineage: Eukaryota; Metazoa; Chordata; Actinopteri; Perciformes; Bovichtidae. The transcript is spliced from 19 exons. Gene Ontology annotation, cellular component: microtubule minus-end. Gene Ontology annotation, molecular function: microtubule minus-end binding; calmodulin binding; spectrin binding. The coding region runs from base 339 to 5108 and encodes 1589 amino acids.
UCCCCAUAGAGACAGGCUCCGACAACAGGGACCCGUCACACCGUGCGCUCCUCUCUCCGAGGCGACCACAGCCUCAACAUGAAGCAACCGGCUUCUGGCCAUUAGUCAUUCCCUCGAAAACAGACUUUUAAUGGUUGCCAUUCAGAUUUUUUAUUAUUGGAUUAACCAGCAUCAGCCGCCAGCCGCAGCUUUAUCCUGAGAGGCCGGAGAUUUGUGUCUGUGCAGGGAGGAGUCCUCUGUCCUCCCCCCGCUAGCUGAGCGACAGCCAGGUCAGCAUGUCGGCGUUGUAACCGCACAGACGUAAAGCCGUGGAAAGCAACCCAAUGCACGCGUAAAGGAUGGAUGUGGAGGUGUGUGCUGGCAGGGACAGCACCUGGAGGAGAGCAGCAGCAGCAGCAGCAGAUGAUGCAGGUGGAGGAGGCAUGGAGGCUCAGGUCGUACCGCUGGAGCGCUACGACUCUGCCAGAGCCAAAAUAGACGCAAAUCUCCGCUGGUUGUUUGCCAAAGCUUAUGGAAUAGAUCACAUCCCUGUAGACCUGCGGGACCCCUUCUAUACCGACCAGUAUGAGCAGGAACACAUCAAGCCCCUCAUCAUUCGCCUGCUGCUGUCUGGAGAGCUCUACUGCCGGGUGUGUGGGCUCAUCCUGCACGCUGAGCAGGCUGCCUCGCUGCAGAGCCACCAGUCUGUCAUCCAGGCGUUGUCCAGGAAGGGCAUCUAUGUGCUGGAGACGGGCAACACGCCGGUCUCUGAUCUGGACCUCAACUCGUCUCCCAUCAAGAUGAGCGCCCACGUGCACCUCAUCGAUGCCCUGAUGAUGGCCUACAUCGUGGAGAUGAUCAGCAUAGAGAAGGUGGUGUCCAGUGUCAAGCGUUUCUCCAACUUCAGUGCCUCCAAGGAGCUGCCUUUCGACCUGGAAGACGCGAUGGUCUUUUGGAUCAACAAGGUGAACAUAAAGAUGAGGGAGAUCCUGGAAAAAGAGCUGAAAAUGAAGCAACAUUUGAUGGAGUCGCCCAGUCACCAGAAGUCUCCCUCCAAAUGGUACUGGAAGCUUGUACCUGUGCGUUACCGCAGAGACCACCUGUCGGGUCGGACACUUCAGCACUUCCCUCUGCUGGACGACUUGCUGAAGGACGUGUGUGACGGCACCGCUCUGCUGGCUGUGGUCCACUUCUACUGCCCAGAACUCAUCCGACUGGAAGAUAUCUGCCUGAAGGAGGUUCCCUCCAUAGCAGACAGUCUGUACAACAUCCAGCUGCUCCAGGAGUUUUCCAUCGAGUACCUGAACAAAUGCUUCUACCUGAAGCCCGAGGACAUGUUGUAUUCUCCACCCGCACUAAAGAACAACGUGAUGGUCUUCAUUGCUGAGCUCUUCUGGUGGUUUGAGAGUGUGAAGCCAGACUUCGUGCAGCCCAGGGACCUUCAUGAAAUCAGAGAUGUGAGAUUACUGCUGCAGCCCAAAAGUUCACGAUCCCACAUUCCCAUCUCCAACGUCACCAAACGCAGCUUCCUGACGACAUCAAACUCUGCGGAUAUCUUGACCACGUCCCCGAGCCCUGACCUCAGCUGUAAGCCGAGCUCCUUAAGCCCAUCUCACUCCUUACUGCCCCUGAGACAGAGACAGCAGAAGGUGUCUGAGGAGAGCACUUCAGAGCUGAGAAAUAGGUCCAACUCUCUGACACGGGAAGGCCAGCUUCAGGGCUCCAUCCUGGCCUGGCCAGAGAGGAGGCCGAGGCCUUUAUCCCAGCCGGUGCCCUACGCCUUGCAUUAUCCCCUGGAGGACGACGCAGACAGUAUCAGCCUCGCUCGCUCCAUCAGCAAAGACAGUCUGGCCUCCAACAUACUGAGCAUUACCCCCAAACACAUGCUGGGUCCUCAACUGCCUCAACACAGACUCAGCGGUCAAAGCCUGCUUAGUCACAUGCGCAUAGAGGACGAGGAGGAGGAAAUAGAAGAGGAGGAGCUAGUUGCUGUGAUCCACCCUUCUGCUUUGCUUCGACGUCGACUUGCGAGUGACAUGGAGCAGGAUGAGCUGGAAAUCCCGUGUGCCACGUCCUCCUCGAGACUUUCUAAUACUCGUUGCUCUCUCCGCCUUGACACGGGUCCCUUUGCACCCGACCGCCCGACAGACGGCUACUAUCUGGAGCCUUUGAUGCCUGCCAUCCCGAAGCCCGCCAAAGAGAAGAGCAUCAGCCUGAAUAAGGAGGAGGAGAGCGGGGAGAGUCGCUGCAGAGCGGCUGCAGCUGUUCGGAAAGCAGCCGCCGUUGUCCCGAGCACCUCACAGAGGAAAGCCCCCGCGGCAGAGCUGAACAGAAGUACCUUCACGCCCAUAUCUGUGGCAGAGUCAGGCCCUCGCUCUCUCAGGCCGCCCACAGAGGGGUCGGCUGUCAUCUCUGACAAGAAACUGUCCCCAGGCUUUUACCUUCACGUGUCAGGAGAGCCGGACCACCACAGUCCUUUCUCCUCUGUGCUGGAGGGAGGGCACGACUCCGACUCUGACAUUGCAGACCUCGAGGAAGACGACGAGGAAGAGGAUCAGAUGGGGCUGACUAAAGAGGUGGUGAGGAGAGGACAGCGGAAAUUCCUGGAGGAGGGAGAAGUGUGUGAAUUUGGAGAGUUGGAGUGUGAAUCAGCCAAACUGAGAGAAGACUCGAAGGUUAGCGAGCGGGACGAUAAGGAAGGCGGCAGCGGACGCUCCAGCCCCUGCCUCAGCACCAUAUCGUGGGCGAGCAGCUGCAGCGCUUCAGGCAGCAACAGUGUCAAGAUGACCAGCUUUGCAGAGAGAAAGCUGCUUAAACUUGGCCUCCGCGAUGAAUUCUCAAGUACCAGCAGCUCGCAGAAGACCACACCGGAUGGUUCUGAGGUCGUCCCCUGUCCCCCCUGGCAGCUGAGGAGUGACUACACUUCCGGCUGGCUUGGGAAGGAACCGAGAUCCGUGCUGGGGAAGAACAUGGUGGUGAGUCCCUCAGUGGUGCCUUCAGAGCUGCUGCAACUUCACAUGCAGCUAGAGGAGCAAAGACGAGCCAUUGAGUACCAGAAGAAGAAGAUGGAGACCCUCUCAGCACGGCAGCGACUAAAGCUAGGGAAAGCUGCGUUCUUGAACAUUGUUAAGAAGGGUGGAGGGAAGAGCGACACACUUCCCCUGCCCCUGAAACACUCCCAGGACUCCUCCGAGUUCGCCGACAGGAGUAAAAUGAAGACCCAGUCGUGCAAGGACGACUCCUGUCUCGAUGCUAUGAAGGUGCAGGUGAAGGCGGGGCACAAAGAGGGAGGACAGAUGAACAGAAACAACAGGUUGAACGCCCUGUCCCAGGAUAACGUGGCUGAACCUGACGUGAAUGAGUGUUCGCACUCCAUAGAUCUUCUCAAUGAAGCCAUUAGUUCCAUUCAGCAGCAGAUGAUGCAGCUGUCUUUACAGCAAGACCUGCUGAUGAAGCGCGUGGUCUCGCCUCCAGAACUACCCAUGAAGCACGCUGUGUCGCCUCCAGAACUACUGAUGAAGCACGCUGUGUUGCCUCCAGAACUACUGAUGAAGCACGCUGUGUCGCCUCCAGAACGUGUAGACUCGAGCCCGAGCACAACCCCCAACACAACACAAUCAACAUCCUCUACCUCAGACUCCAGAUCUUUCGCGGUUCACUUUGUCGACAUCAGCGGCUGCAGCACCACACCUGCUCGUCGUCCGCCCAAGCUUAGCUCCAGCCAGCGCAGCAAAGCCUCGGAGCAAAAGCAAAGUAGAGAGAACAGCAAGAUGGCUUCUGUCAAGUGUAACGCUCAGUCCCUAGGGAGCAGAGAGGAUUCUGGUAGGUUCCAGGAGAGGAGUGUUGUUGAGAGCUCCAGGCAAGAAAGAAGCAUUCGGAGAAACAAAACCUUCCGAGUCAGUGACGACCCGGACCAACGCAGCAGUGAAGAGGAAACUGGGUGCUUCUUUGACUGCUCAUCGACGCCUCCUUCACAGGCUGCAGAACACGAGGACAAAGAGGCUGUGGGUGGAGAUGAGAACGCCAGGGUCAAGGGUCAACUGAUCGAGGUAGACUUCUCAGAUAUUCAGGAUCUGGAUGAAGUCAACGCAGACGUUACAGACGGCACGGCAGAGGGCGAGCUGAAGAACACGCUCGGUUUCUUCAUUAAGGAUGAGGAGAAAGCAGAGGAUGAAAUGGCGAAACGUCGCGCGGCCUUCCUCCACAAACAGCAGCGCAAAGCUGAAGAGGCGAGAGUACGCAAACUGCAGCAGGAAGUGGAGAGUGAGCUCAAACGUGAUGAGACCAGGCGUAAAGCAGAAGAGGACCGUGUUCGUAAGGAGGAGGAGAAGGCGAGACGAGAGAUUAUUAAGCAGGAGUACCUGCAGAGGAAGCAGCAAGUGUUGAUGGAAGAGGAAGGUCUGGUUAAGCCUCGCCCACGGAUUAAAUCCCGCAGGAGGAGGCCUAAAUCACUGCACCGUGAGGAGUCCAGCAGCCUCUCCAAAGGAUCCACCACACCUGAUCUGAGCUGCAGUCAUCGAGGAUCCACGCUCUCUCUGGCGACGGAGGCCGACAGUGUUCUCUCCGGAGGAGCAGAGUCGCAGAGUGUGUCUCUCAGGGCCGGAUCUGUGUGCUCGAUGGAGUCGUUCCCCAUGCUGAGCAGAGCGUCGAGCAGGAACAUGGAGAGGGACUGGGAGAACGGCUCCAUCGCCUCCUCCAUCACGUCAACGGAAUACAAUGGUCCUAAACUCUUCAAGGAGCCGAGCUCCAAGUCCAACAAGCCAAUCAUCAUCAACGCAAUCGCUCACUGCUGCCUGGCUGGGAAGGUUAAUGAGAUGCAGAAGAAUGUUAUUCUGGAGGAGCUGGAGAAGUGCGAGUCCAACCACCUGAUCAUCCUCUUCCGUGACGGCGGGUGCAUGUACCGCGGCAUUUACUCGUACACACCGGAGACGGAGGAGAUCGUCAAGUUCACGGGUACCGGGCCUCGCUCUAUCGGCCGCAAGAUGAUCGACAAGCUCUACAAGUACAGCUCGGACCGCAAGCAGUUCAACGUCAUCCCCACCAAGUCGGUGUCGGUCACUGUGGACGCCCUCACCAUCCACAACCAGCUCUGGCAGGUCAAGAGACCAGGAAGUGCACGCAGGAAGUGAGGAAGACGACGCGCGUUCUGUUCUAUCUAACGACUGUUGGGCAGGACCCAAUAACGUCCGAGAGGAUUGACAUGUGAUCAUGUGACUGACGUGUCUUUAGACGGGGAGGGGGGGGGGGUUAGAUGUUCUCAGAAAUGAAACACCUGCCAACUGAAUGUUUCUUGUUUUGUCUCGUUUAUUCUGCAUGUCACACGUUUGAUUCAUGGGUGCGUCCUAUGUUAACUAGCCGUAUUUACGACGGACUCUUACGUAGCAGUGACGCGGAGCUGGACCCUGAUUACCACUGGAUCUACUUACAGUAGCAGCUACUGUACGAUACCAAGUGCAACUACAACUUUCAGCUUGGCAAAGAAAUACCCUUCUGCUGUGAUCAGCUCCACAUACAGAGCCCCCAUUAUUCACCGGUAACUUCUACUGGUCAGUGCUUUUCUGAAGAGGGAACUAACUUUUGUAUGUCAGUGUGGAUGGAUGUUAGUGAGUGAUGAUGUCCAGUCUUGUUUUCUAUUUAGUGUGUUUGAGGAAGUGUGUGAGUCUUUGUGUUAGAGCAGAAUGCAUCCUGGGUGCGUCCCGCUCUGAAUGUGUUAUCUCACGCUCUUAAAUUAUGCUUUAAAACUGCAACGGAACUAUGGAGCAAAUUAACACCACGUUUUAUUUUUCUUUGGGAGCUGCUGUUACAGAAAUUAUGUUUUUACAGAAGGGGAAAUUGUGCUAGUAUUCCAAACAGGAAGCGCUUUUCAGACUCCAUUACACCUUUUCUGCAGAAGCCCUGAGAAGCAAGAGAGGAUUUAUUUAUCUAAGUCUGAUUGAAAUUGUUUUUAUUGUGUUUAUGACUUAAGAACAGAUGAACAAGUUUUACCGGAUUAAUCUGUAUAAAUUACUUUUUUUUUAAUACAACAAACACUAAUAAAAAAAAUAAAAAACCCUGAAAACUUUUUUUCACCUAUUUUAACAAAAAAUAAAAAAUAAAUUAUUAAAAUGUUUCUGGCAAAACUUUUAUUCCCCAACUGUUUCACAGAUUGAUUUUUUUAAAGGGAUUUAGAAAUAUUAUCCUGACAAAACCUUUUCUUCUUUAGUCACAAACACAGAAGAUAAUUUAUUUUUAAAUCAGACUUAAAAAACUGAUCACCAGAAUAUUUGUUUUAGGGCUUACAUACUUUUCAGUCGUGCAUUAUAUUGUAUUAACUUCACCUAUAUUCCACCUCCCGUGCGAGCCAGCUGAUCCCUGAAUGGCUCUUAUUGCUGAACCUAAAUGAACGGAGCUGCUCGUUGCUCAUUCAGCGCUCACUGGAUCCUUGUGACACCUACAUGUAGCUUCUGGCACUCAACACUAGUAGUUUCCCUGUAAUCACUGUCAGCAGCUGGUGUAAUGUGUGUGCGUGUGUGUGGGAGGGGGGGGGGAAACUGCACAAUACUUGAUAUUCGUUUGCUGCAUUUUGUACAUUUUGGAGAAGUAUGUUUUGUACAUCACGUACAAGUUAUGUUUACUACAAAGCAGGCACUAUUUUGAGGUUUAUUCUGUUACAGGUGAGAUGUCAUGAGUCUUUAUUUCAUUGUGUUAUAUUGUAUGUUUAUUUAUUUUGAAGAGAUAUAAUAAAAUGCAACUAGGUAUGAAGUGUG